Molecule: messenger RNA, 380 nt
Organism: Cylicostephanus goldi
Lineage: Eukaryota; Metazoa; Nematoda; Chromadorea; Rhabditida; Strongylidae
Source: the annotation of a GenBank genome assembly
AUGACUUUUACUCAAAGCGGAAUCAAAUUCGGUGCACAUUCGGCAGAGGAGCAGGAGACGGACGCUUUCGAUAAUGAAGCAAUGAAAUACUUGGCAUGGUUGAUGACUCCGUUGUGCAUCGGAGGAGCAAUCUACAGCUUGAUGUAUGUACCACACAAAUCUUGGUAUAGCUGGGUUGUCGAAUCACUUGCCAAUGGAGUCUAUGCCUUUGGGUUCCUUUUCAUGCUUCCGCAACUGUUUGUGAACUAUAAACUCAAAAGCGUUGCCCACUUGCCUUGGAGGGCUUUCAUGUACAAGGCGUUCAAUACAUUCAUUGACGAUCUGUUCGCUUUCAUCAUCGUUAUGCCGACUGCUCAUCGUGUCGCUUGUUUCAGGUAAUU